AUGACCCAGGAACCGGACAAAUCCGGGUACCGGACAGUCUUAGAUAUAUGUAGCCAAGAUGAAAUAUGCGCACAUUUGCACAAAGAAUUGUGCAUCCACCUAUUACAACUUUCGGAUUCGAAAAAGCGAUUGGUCAUGCCACACAAGCACCGCAGAGUCCGACAUGCGGAUCCAUCAUACUGGGAACUGCCUCCUAGCAAGAUCGCAAGCGAACGGCCUCUGCCCUCCUCUAAAGCACCUUCCAGAACCGCCGUUGGUAGAGAUGCAAAACCUUCCCGCAAGCAGCGCGUCAUAGAAGAUGAUACACCGCGUGCUUUCACACGCCUCCUAAACCACUACCGCCCGCCCCGAUCAGGCCUAGACGAUGGAGAGCGGCGCCCAAGCAAGAAACGCAAGACCGCCCCGUCUGCGACUACAAUUCCACCUACCGUACCGCAGACCACCCAUGACCUCAAGAUUCGACCACAUGAACGCCUCUCCCAUUUCUCGGCUCGCGUAGAUGCAGCAAUCCCUUUCGCUACCGUCUCAAAACCGAACACGUCCAAUGAUCCUGCGCUGAAGGAUGUUAGUCGACCGCGGAAGACGAAAAAUGAGAGGCGCAUGUACAAGAUGCAGCAAGCGUGGCGGGAGGAGGAUCAAAAGCGUAAGGAAGCACGGCUGGCUGAAGGAGAGGAGAGAGAAGGCGCUGUGGACGAAGAUGGGGUGGAAGAAAUGGGCGUCGAGGAAGAGGGUGGGGUUGCGAGGGUAAAGCGGAAAGGCAAAAGGGGGAGAGAGAAAGAGGAUGAUCCUUGGCGGGAGCUUGAGGCUAGGAAAAAGGAAGAGGCGGCGAAGAAGGAGAGACAUGGGAAUGCUGGGUUGGCUGGGAUUCAUGAUGUUGUGCAGGCUCCGCCGAAAUUGUCGAGGGCUAUGAGGGAAGGGCAUGGUUUGCCGGGGCGUAGCAAGAAGGGAGGGAUGAAGGAACGUGUUGAGAUGAGUGAGGCUCGAAGAAGCGUUAUUGAAGGCUACAGGGCGAUGAUGAGGCAGAAACGCGAUGGUGCUGGAGCAGCGUAG
Bacidia gigantensis is the source of this 1050-nucleotide messenger RNA. RefSeq lists its product as uncharacterized. Lineage: Eukaryota; Fungi; Ascomycota; Lecanoromycetes; Lecanorales; Ramalinaceae. The record is from RefSeq and is a predicted model, not a curated record. The coding region runs from base 1 to 1050 and encodes 349 amino acids. The transcript is spliced from 2 exons.